AUGGUGGUCGUCGGCUCCGCGGACUCCUUCGAGGACAUCCACGCCAAGGUGCAAGUGGAGAAGCUCCCCGCCGUCUUCUACUACACGGCGGUCUGGUGCGGGCCGUGUCGGAUGAUGGCACCUGUGAUUGAGAAGAUGAGCAGGCAGUACCCCAAGAUACCCGUGUACAAGGUCGACAUCGACAUGGAUGGACUUGGGACCAGACUUAGUAACCUGAAAAUAUUCUCCAUCAAUCUGGCACAGCCAACUUUCCACUUCUAUCACAAAGGCGAGAAGAGCAGCGAAGUGGUUGGUGCUGACGUGAAGAAGCUUGAAGCUGCCAUGGAAAGUCUUCACAAGCAACAGUGA
Triticum turgidum subsp. durum (durum wheat) is the source of this 348-nucleotide messenger RNA. The record is from the annotation of a GenBank genome assembly. Lineage: Eukaryota; Viridiplantae; Streptophyta; Magnoliopsida; Poales; Poaceae.